GGAAUGUGUGCCUCUAUGAAGGAUAAAUUCAUGAAUCAUAAAGGGCACAGAGUCACGCAGGACGGUCACUUGCAGUUGCAUGCACUGGUUUGCAAUGAGCCCAAUCAAUCAGGAUAGAUCAUCAGGAUAGAGAAGGACCACGUCUGAUUUGUCACCACCAGUUGCGAGGCCGCGCUGCCGAGAUCUGUCAUGCUGUGCUGUUGAAGCUUGCCUUGACAAUGCGGCGAUGCGUUGUCGAUGCCGGCUUCAACACCAGAGCUCAACAGAGGCCCGAGGGAGGCGGCCAGUGCAACACGAAACAGAGCGAAAACAUGUGACGGUGACGUGUAGGACACGAAAAAUCACUUUCUUCCGAGGGCAACACGCACCCCUUCCACCUCACCUAUGCAGUCGUGCGUGCACACACACGAGAAACGUACAUAAAUAGAGACAGACAGACAGGCUGUCCGCAUCGCAUACACACAUCACAUCUGUACAGACAAAAGCCCCCGAAUAAAACAAACCGUGCAGUGCACACCUCACGCAACCCACCAACCACAUAUAAUAUAUAGUCCGUGCACGGGAGCAACCUGUCCUCUUCCUUCUUCUUUUCCUUCCUCACAGAGCAGGAAAGCCGUCCUUAAUCUGUCUGCCUGCCUGGUCUACACAACACAAAUACACACACGUAAUUGCCCCCUCCCUCCCCACACCCUCAUGUCGUCCGGUCCGCGAAUCAUGAAGGGUCAGUCAAGCCACACCCCCCCACACUAAAAAUAACGCCCCUGCACCGGGCCCUGGUUCAUGAUAGGCCAGAAGCCCUGCUGGUGCUGGGGGAUCACUGCACGCGCCCCUCUGCCCUGGUAGUCGACCCCCUGGACCACUUGGGGCGGCUGGGGCCCGUAGCCAUAGCCGAAUGCCGGGCCGCAGGGGGCUGGAGCUGGCGAGGGAACGGGUGCGUUGCGCAUGUCGCGGAGGUGGGCGAGGAUGCGCUCGAAGGAUGGCCGCUGCGAUGGUUCGUGCGCCCAACACAGCUCCAUCAACCGCCUGACAGUACAGUGACACACACGCACACGCAGCGACGUAUGUGCAUACAUGUGUCGUGUCCUCCUUCACGCCAUGCGAUGCGAUGCGAUGCGUGUCUGUGUGUCUAUCUGAUCUGUAUCACUCACUCACCGCAUCUCGUGUGGGCAGUCCCUGCCGAUGAGUCUGAGGUCCGGCCGUCUGCCCUUUGCCACGGCCAGCCCCACCCCCACCGGCGGUAGCCCCAACUCCUCGUAAGGAAUCCGACGCGCGAACAGCUCAUAGAGCACGAUGCCGUACGAGAAGACAUCCACCGCCGCGCCGUAGGGCCGCCCCUCCAGCACCUCUGGCGCCAUCCAGUGGUAGGUACCCGCGGCGCCCGUCAUGACGGCGUUCUUGCUCGUGGCGGCGGGGAAGGAUGGCGCGCCGAAGAGGCGGGAGAGGCCGAAGUCGCUGACCUUGACGGUCGGCAGGUCGCUGGGGGAGACGAGCUGCUCGGACAGCAGGAGGUUGAGGGACUUGAGGUCCCUGUGGACGAUCGGCGGAUUGCACGUGUGCAGGAAGGUCAUCCCCUGAUUGAUUGAGGCACACACACGGGGGGCAACAGACACAGUGAGAAUGAAUCGGACGUUCAACGCAACGCUCGUGUCCUCUCCUCUCCCCCUCAGCUCGCUCACCUUUGCAACGUCGAUGGCGAUCUUGAGCUUCUGCUGCCACGAGAGAGUGGUGUUGGGGUGGUUGUGCAGCAGGUCGAACAGUGUCCCGCCGGCACAGUACUCGGUGAUGACACACAGGGGCGGCCGCUUGGUGACCAUGCCCAUGAACAGCACCAGGUUGGGAUGCCGCAAUCGCCGCAUGAUCUGCAGCUCCCGCAGGAACUCCUGCAGCGCCCUCUGCUGGCCGCCGCCCCCCUCUGCCAUCCGCCGCAGGUCGUCCAGUGACAGGAAAGUGCUGAGCCGCUUGAUGGCCACCUCUGUGCCGCGCCACAUGCCUCGGUAGACCUCGCUCGUCGCUCCGCUGCCCACGCGCUCGCCGAAGGUGAGCUCGUGCGGCGGCACCUCCCACUCGGCCGUGGGGGCCCCGUCGCUAGACUCACUGGGGCUGUCCCUAUCCCUCGCCGCCUUGCCGGCGGGAUGCCGCUCCCUGUCCCUUUCCCUGUCUCGAUCUCUCCGUUUGUGUGCUCUCUUCCUGGCGACCGUCUGGAGCGUGGCGUCUAGCUCCUGCAGGGCUCUGGACCGGUCGAUGCUGGCCUGGGACUGGUCGUUGGAGGAGGAAGAGGGCUGGGUGUCCUGGAAACGCACCCACUCUGUCGGCGUGGGUGGUGUGGCAGCAGCGGGAGGGGUGUGAGGGGGGGAGGGGCUUGCAGGCGGCUGUGGCUGUGGCUGUCUGUCCGUGUCCCCAUGGCGGCUCCUCUCCAUUGCCUUGGACGACUGAUUGGACGGAGGGCCGGACACCGCUUCAUGCGACGGGUGUGACGGCCGGGCGGGCGGUGCUGGUGGUCUGAAGUUGGGUUUGAUGAACUCCAUGCCUUCAUGCUCACGCUUGGCCCGACCCUGCCACCCCAUCCGCGGCUCGCGGCCGCCCAAAUACGCCGACCGGGCCUCGUUCUCGGCCACCACCGCCCUGUGCAGCUCAUUCGUGUUGAGAUCGAACGGAUUGCGGCCGCCAGUGACGGCUGAUGGGGGAGGGGUGAGGCUCCUCGCUGGCUCCUGUGGUGGGGCCUUGGAUGCAUCGCUGAUGGGUUGGUUGUCGGCGGCCUUCGGUGACGACUCCGUCUGGUUGUGCUGCAUGUGUGUGAUGGCGCCAGGAGCGCUGAGUGGACCGGUCUUGUCAGUCGACCGACUUGGUGGUUUGCGGGGCGCGGGGAGGGGCGAGAAGAGGUCCACACACGCCACGGGGAUGGUGCGCUUGUCGCUCCGCCUCCUCGCCACCCGCAUAUGCAGCGGUCUGCCGGGCAGGAUCUUGACGCCCUCCCCAGUCCCAUCUCUGCCAACGGGUGUCGGCGGGCUGGAUGGGGGCGCUGCGGGUGGAGAUGAUGGCUCAGGUGGUGUGACGGGAGGCGGAGGGGGCGAGGGGGGGAAUCGCGCUGAUGUGGAGGCGAGCAGCAGCUCGUCAUCGUCGUCGAUCAGCUUGGCGACGGCAUCCUUCAGCUCGGCCGACUGCUGUUUGCCGAGGCUUCUUUUGUCGUCUGAUACUGUUGCCGCGCUGAUGUCCGACCCCUGCAUGCUGCCCUGCCGGUGCAUGAAGGUCUCGAACGACUCGUCCAGCAGCUUGAGGGCACAAGACGUCUCGAAGGCAUCUUGGAAGGGCUUCGAGGGCUCGGGCGAGCCGGGAGAUGCCGGUUGUGGCGGCGGCGAUGCUGACGAUAGCUCGUCUGCCUCCUGCACGUCCUUGAACUCAUCGUCGUCCACUUCAGCGGUGACGGCGGCAGGAGGAGCAGGCUGGCUCUCUUGCAGUUCCUCCUCAGGCCCUUCGUCGUCGCUGUCACGCUCUGACUCGAAGGGGCAGAAGUCCAGCGACGAACGCCCGCUCUCGCUGAGCUGCUCGCGCCUCUCGUCGCCCUUCUGCUCACCAUCCUCUCCUUCCCCCUCUCCCUCUUCCUGGCUGCUGUCCUCACUGGGAGUCCAGUCAGCCACCCAAUCCGGCGCAUUGAUGUUGUAAUGCGGGAGGUCCGCCACCGCCCCAAAGUCACUCGGCCACCCCAUGUCUGUGGCGCCUUCAGCCAGGAAGGGCACAUGAGUCGGCCGGGGCUGGCCACCAUCUUGCUGCUCCUUGAGAGGGGUGAGGAAGGGGGACGGGGUCCUCUCCUGGUGUGAACCGAAUUGCGUCCACCCUGCAGGUGACCCUGACCCGCACGACGACACGGGCGACCCCCCAUCGUCGUCUCGCUUUCUCUGCCUCCUCAGCAGCAGAGGCUGACACGGGUGGCUCUGACACAGAAACGGGUCAGGCUCGGGGCUGCCCGGCAGCUGCACCGCCGCCACGCUCUCAAGCACUCGUGUGAGCUUUGGCGGGAGGUCGAUGGAUGGCUCGAAUGCCGGAUGCUGUUCCUGUGGCUGUGGCUGUUGCUGAGGUGGGGGUGUGGGGGUGGUCGGCGUGGUUGGGUUGGACUCUGCGGACGAGUAGUUGCCGGUGCGUGUGGAGUCGGUGCCACUGCUGUUAAACGGAGGGAGGCCGUCGAAGAGGUCGACAAGCAGAGGAGGGGGCGGGUCGAGACGAUACAGGCCCGGGUACAGCGGCCGCAGAGACGACAGCAAACCUGACAGGCACACACACAUACAUACAAGAAUCCAUCCAUGGCAGGUCAGGUACCGUCCCACCACCCAACCCAACGUACCUGUGAUGUUGUGGAGUACAGUGACGAACUCCACAUACUUGCCUCUCAGCCCCGUCAGCCCCUCCGCAAGCUCACGCCGCCUCACCUCUCUCUGUCCCUUUUCCCCUUCCUCUUCCCCACCACCACAGCCACAACCAUCCUUGCCGCGGCUCUGCGCAUGGUACUUGAGCACUAGCGCGCCGGCAAGGUGUGUGACGGUGCCCAGAAGCCCCUGCAGCUCGUCAAGCAGCGGCUGCAGCGCGCUGAUGAGCAGGGCGGUGGAGGGGGAGGCGGAGGGCGAUACCGGCUCCAUCGGCAGGCACUGCAGCAGGAAGGCCGUGAGCGCGUACACGGGUUUGGCGAAGUGCAGGAGGCUGUCGACCAUUGAUGGCGUGACAGGCGAUGAGUCGGGUUCCAGCUCGGCCGCACGAUCGAGGUCCAGAUCGUAACGUGACAGGUAGUGCUCCAACGACCAGUUUCCUACAGACACACACAGCACAUUCACGUUAGUUAACAUGGACGGACCAUGACCAUGACAGGCCCUCUCCUCUCUGAUUGAUGUGUCCGGCUGACCUUGGAAGAAGUGCGGCCCCUUCUGGUGUGUGGUCAUCUUCAGCAGCAGCAACUCACAGUAGUCGGUCAUGGCCGCCAGCGACACGGCCGACGUGUCGUCAUCAUCGUCAGUGUCAUAGCCGUCACCCUCGAGGACGUCCUUCUUGCGCUUCUCGUCGCGCAAGCCCUUCUGCGGGAGCCAAGCUGAGUGCAGCUUCUGGAGCAGCUCUCUGAUGGACGGCUGGGCGGUGAUGGUGGUGGGCCCCUGCUGCAUGGCACGGUGCAGCACUAUCAGCGCCUUGAAGGCCACCACACGGUCGGUGAGCACGGGGCGCUCCUACAUGGAAUCAGACACGACACAGGCGCACAAUUUAGCCGUGCCGUCAGUGUGUUGUGUCGGUGUCUUGUGCUGUUUUGUUCUCUCUCAGGUACCUCGAUGCAUUUGGCCAGGUGGGCGGUGCCGUUUGGCAUCGUCCACAAGUCCAGCACAAUACGCUGGAGGGCCACUAAAUCCGCAGCAGACACGCAACUGACAACAAGGGACACAACAGGGUACACACAAUGCGAGCCAAAGCGUCUCGUCGAUGUGUGGCUCGUGCGCUGUGUCGCGUACCUCUCUGUGGCUUUGGCGACCGAUCGCAGCUGCAUGGAGGCCACCAUGGGCUUGUCCCCCUCGACCUGCGCCUCGCUCUCCUCACUACUCGUGUCGCUGCUGCACUCCGGUCGCCACGCGAAGCUGCAGCCCCAACCGUCCUCUGUCACCUGCUUCUCCUCUUGAACACCCCUCACGCCACCGGCAACAGCAGACGAAUCCACUUGCCUCUCAACAUCCACAGCGACAUCGGCCACCUCUUUGUGCUGGGGAGACGACUCGUGCAGGGGAGACUCAUUACCGGUGUCGUCAGUGGUGACCGGCGCUGGGUCGGUCUCCACCCCUGCCGGCCGCCGGAGCCUCCCACCCCAGCCACAAGUGCCACUGAUGGCCUCGUCCAUGACCGAGCCAUUGAACUUGAGCUCAUCCCGCACAUACUUAUGCGGAGACCGGAUGGUCAGCGCCGAAGAGUGACACCGCCGCAGACGGUGAGCUGCCGGCAGGGGUGGCAGACUGAGGUCCUGCUCUGUGCGCCACCUCGGCGCCCGCCUCACUGGGCUGGAGUCGUCCUCCCACGCCAAAGGGUUGGCCGUGGCCGUCUGGGAGCUGACAGAGAUGUUGCGGGUGAUCCAGUCGAACGACAUGGCUGUGUCAGAAUCGUCGGACGGCAUGCGGAUGGGCACCGACUUGGAUGAGGACGGCAGGGGGAUGGUGGUGCUGCUGCUGCGGCGCUCCCGCAGGUGGGCCAGGUGCGCUCUGAUCUCUGGUAGUGCCGGUCUGCGUGUGGGCAGUGGGUGUGUGAGGGAUCUGAGGAGGUCGUGCAGGGCCUGGGAGUAGAGGGACGACGGGGGGAUGCGGAGGCGGGCGAAGGAGGUGUCCUUGAGCGACGAGUCGUGCGAUGAGGGGGAGCUCUCCGGGAUGAUACAACCAUGCCUCUGCCUGCACUCACACACACACACACACGGAGAAGAUUGCAGACAGCGCUUCCUUCCGCUUGUCAUUGUCCUGGUGCGAAGUGACCUCUCCUUCGCUGUUGGCUGUGCGGCUGAGGGCUUCUUGUUUGUCCUCUUGUCGUGUGCGGGCUCGUGUGCGAGUGCCUUCUUGAAGCAGACGUCAUACAUGAGACAGGUCAGCUGUGAGAGGUCACGAGAGACGCCAUCCUCGCGAGAAACUUCUGGCAAUCCACACCUGUGUGUGUCAUACACACACAGCAAACAAACGCCCACAACCGUCACAGCCAGCACGCUUCCUCCGUCGACGUAUUUAUGCUCAUUCACUCACCUUCUAAAAUAGUCGUAGUAGGUGGCCUUGGUGGCCGCUGCAGCCCUCUCGUCACUCUCCACCUGUGCCUCCACCCCCACCACUCCCGCCCGCUUCUUCAGCAGCCCGUGGUGCAUCUCCUCCAUCUCGAUCUCGCCACCCCUGACCGCACCACCACUCCCCCUCUCACCCCCACCGCUUGCAGCACGCUUCAUGCGCUUCAUCCGAUCGGUUGGCCGUCUGCGCAUGUGCGCCCCGCGAGAGACGGAAUGCCUGGGUCGGUAGAAUGAGGGUGAGCCGUCCGGCGGCAUGCGUGCUGCCCUGGUGAAGGUCUUGAGGCGAGGGGUGCCAUCGGUGUCCAGCCACACAUCGCUCAGUGACAGACGGCCCAUGCAGAUGUCCUGAAGACACACACCACACGGAGGAUGAUGCGAUGCGACUACACAGAGAGCAGAGAGAGGGAGGGGUUUGCCUUUGCUGUGCACUGCACUGCACCUGUGUGUGGAGGAAGUCGACAGCGUCGCAAAUGUGGGCAAAGAGCCGCGUGACAUCAUCUUCGUGCAGGUAGGGCCUGGUUACGGCCUCCCCAGCGCGACGAGUUGGCGGCGUCAGACCCAUCACCCAGCGAAACGGACCAUCACUCCGCUCCAAACACUGAACGAACGAGCACAACACAACACACGGUCACCGUCCCAGCCAACGGCCGGUUGUCACUCUGCUUGUUGUGUGUUCCUACCUGUUUGAGUGUGCCGACGGGCCAGUAGGCGAAGAGCGUGACAGCACGCACUCCUCCGUCAGGCAGGGCGUCCACCCGACCGCCACACACUCCCAGACUCCCCUUCCCGCCCUUGGCCUCAAUGACCCGCACCACCUCCAUCUCAGCGGCCGAUGCCUCCAGCCGCCUCCUGCCCUCCCUCUUACCAUCAUGGCCAUCCGUCGGCUGCUGUGGAACGAUCUGGACACUCCGCAGGGCCACAGGGUCGCCGGAUUGCUCAACCUUGCCUCGGAAGACGGCGACGUGGCGGGUUUCUUCAAAGACGUCUCGCAGCCGGACCUUGCCCUGAGCACCCACCUCGAUGGGCGCAUCAGGGACGCUUGAGCAAGUGCCCAUAAGAUGUUAACAGACGGUGGGUGGGGAUCUGUCUGCUGACCUCCCCGUCAGCUGUUGUUCUGACAGAGUCUCGAGUUUGUCAUCGCCAGAUGGGACAGAUGAAGCAAAAGAAAAGGGGUCACAUGGCUGCGCGAGAGCACCUCAUUCACCACGCUUGUGUGUUGGGGGGGGAAGUAGAAAGGAAAAUCAG
This is a messenger RNA of Vitrella brassicaformis, 8020 nucleotides long. The record is from the annotation of a GenBank genome assembly. NCBI's taxonomy places the organism in Eukaryota, Vitrellaceae.